Messenger RNA from Paramuricea clavata, 4598 nucleotides. NCBI's taxonomy places the organism in Eukaryota, Metazoa, Cnidaria, Anthozoa, Malacalcyonacea, Plexauridae. The record is from the annotation of a GenBank genome assembly.
AUGAGUAGAUAUAGUAGUAAGGAUAACCUUCCGUUUUUAAGGCAAAUGCAUGAUGUAUUUCUUGAUAACGAAAGACGAUCGAAGAAAGAAGCAAAUACCCGCGAAAAAGAGGUGAGACAAAAAGCACGCGAGGAAGCAAGGGGUUGGGAAAAAAGUAUCGGGAAAGAAGAGGCACGUCGUCGCGGUGUGAUUAUUCGUGAAAGGGCAGCAGAAAAAAAACGCGUUCGCGAAGAGAAAAAACAAGCCGGCAGGGAAAAAAUCCGUCUCCGAGAUUUGGGCGAGACGAUUAUCCAACGGGAACGUAGGCUUCGUAGGAACGAGCGCGAAAGAACAAGACGUAGGAAAAAAAGGGAAGCCGAAGUAAGAUAUUUAGAGUUGACGCCAAUCCAAGAAGCUUCGGCAAUACGUGGUAUGGUAGAAAAAUACAGGAUCGAACCGAGAACUGCUUUCGAUGUGUUAACGUUUAUGGAACUUGUCAAACCAAGAGUUCGGGAACUUUUGGAUGGAUUACGUGGAAAUAGGUCGAGAAAUAUUAGGUUGGAAUUAAUUUGUUUGAUGGGAAAGGAAUUGGGCGAUGGAAGAGAGGAGUUGAAGGAGGCAAGUUUUAUAACGGGAAAUUAUAAACUUCACGGUAUCGACACGUUGACGGAUGAGAUUUGGGAACAAAUGAAGGAAAAGAUUCUGUUAGAAUUUUCUCGUUAUCAAAAGGUGGAAGUAAUUAUGUUUUGAAAAGAGUUCAGCGUUUGUAUAUACACGUUGGAAAAUUUAUUCCGUUCAAGGGAAAGGGAUGUACGGAUUCUCUUCCGGAUUUUAUAAGAAAAAAGCAUGCAUUGAUCAAUAUGAAAAAUACAGACGACGAAUGUUUUAAAUGGGCAGUAACCCGUUUUUUAAAUCCGGUGAAAAAAAAUUCCGAGAUAAUUUCAAAGAAACUUCGUGAACAGGCGGAGAAUUUAAACUGGAAAAAUGUUGUGUUUCCGACACCGGUUAAAGGAAGAUCAAUCAUUAGUUUUGAAGAAAACAACGGUGUGAAUAUCAAUGUGUUUUCGUGGGAUGAAACCGACGGUUUUCAUCCGAUAAGGAUCAGUAGAUCUUAUUCGUCGGGUGGGACAACCGUGAUUCGGCUUUUUCUAUGGGACGAACAUUAUUAUGUCGUGAAGAAUAUGUCGAGAUUGAUCAGGUCUCAGGUUACAAAAAAUGAGCAUGCAAAGUAUUUUUGCGAUAAGUGUCUGAAUGGAUUUGGGCGCGAGGAUCUUUUGAAGAAACACCUGGAAUUAUGUUUGAACGAGAACGGAAAAAAUGUGGGUAAGUAUCCCGAUAAGGGAUCGGUCUGUGAGUUUAAUGGAGUAAGAAGGACACAAAUUCAUCCGUUCGUAAUCAGUGCGGAUACGGAAUCUUUUUUGAAGAAAAAAGAAAAGGUCGGAAGAAUUAAUAGGAAAAAAUUAAAAGGUACGGGAAGGAAACAUUUACACGAUCACGUUAUGAAUUCCUAUUGUUUUCAUACUGUGAGUACGAACGAAGAUAGAAUGAAGUCGGAAACGGUUCGGAAAACAUCGGUUCACGAAUUACAAUGUAUAUCGGAUAGGUUUGUAGACGAUCUUGUUGCAAAGGUACGCAAAUUUUUUAGAAAUACCCACGAUCCACUUCCCAUGGAGGAAAUGACCGAGGAUUUUAAAAAAUCUCAUCAAUCGGAGACGAGGUGUUAUACAUGCCAUCGUGAAUUUGUCGGGGAAAGUGAUGAUAUUCCAGAAGUUCGUAAGGUACGAGAUCAUUGUCAUUUUACGGGAAAAUACCGAGGAGCCGCAUGUAACGAAUGUAAUCUAGAAAUGCAGGCACCGGGGUUUGUUCCGGUUUAUUUUCAUAAUCUCGAGGGAUACGAUGCACAUUUAAUUAUUCGUGCACUUGCAAGGAUUCCGGGUAGGUUUAAGAGUAUUUCAAAAACGGAACAGAAUUAUAUUUCUUUUUCAAAGAUAAUUCAGGUAGGUCCGUUUACGGAUAAGGAAACGGGAGAAAAAUAUAACAAGGGAGUGGAAAUUCGGUUUUUAGAUUCGUGUAAGUUGAUGCAAUCAUCGUUAGAAAAACUAGCGGGCGGAUUGAAAAAAGAGACGGAUUUUAUUCAGUUGGAUCGUUACUGUGACAAAAUGGGUUACACGAAGAUUCAGCGAGAUUUAUUAAAACAGAAAGGUGUUUAUCCUUACGAGUACAUGGACUGUCACGAAAAGCUCGACAGGAGUCGUCUUCCACCGAAAAGAUUUUUUUACAACGGAUUAAAAAUGGAAGAUGUGACGGACGAGGAAUACGAACGCGCUAAAAAAGUAUGGAAGACGUUCGGAAUGAAAAGCAUGCUGGAUUAUCACAAUCUGUAUUUGGUAACGGACACGUUAAUUUUAUCGGACGUGAUCGAAAAUUUUCGGAAGGAAAGUCGCGUAACGUACGGGUUGGAUUCACCGUGGUAUUACACGGCUCCGGGACUUUCGUGGGAUGCAGCAUUAAAAAAGACUAGAAUCAAAUUAGAGUUGAUUACCAAUCCCAGAAUGUAUGCGUUUAUCGAAAAUGGAAUUCGUGGUGGAAUAAGUACGUCUGUAAUGCGUUACGGAACGGCCGAUAAUAAAUAUGUUGAUAUUUCGGAAAUUCCCGAAGGCAUCAUAAAUUUAAUGCGUGAUCUAAAUUUAAAAAUCAGAAAGGAUCCAACCGAUAUUCACGAAAAGGUUUUAGAAUUUGAGAAUGAUGUCUGUAAAUUUUUAUGGGAUUAUAGUCAGGAGGACGACGAUAAAAUAAUGAGAUACAUCGAAAAGAAUCUGACGCGAUGGGUAACAUGUCUUAGCGAUCAUGGAAAGGAGGACGGCUCUGUAUUCAUUCCAUACUUGGACGCAAAUGGUUUGUAUUCUUACGUCAUGACACAACCGUUACCCUGCGCCGACUUUAAAUGGAUGUCGGAAGAAGAAAAGGAAAAAUGGGAUCGUCUUCCGGAAGGAAAAGGUUGUUUUUUAAAAGUGGACUUGGAAUAUCCGAAGGAACUUCACGAUCUUCAUAACGAUUGCCCACUUGCUCCGGAAAGGAUACUAACGGGAAGCGGUGGUAUGAAACUAGCACCUAAUUUAAACGAUAAGAAAAAGUAUGUUCUUCACGUGAGAAAUUUAAAAUAUUAUUUGGAACACGGAAUGAAACUGUUGAAAAUUCACGAGGGUGUUAUGUUUUCGGAACGAUCGUGGUUAGCCGAGUAUAUUCACAUGAAUAUCGAACUUCGUAAAAAAGCAACGACAGAUUUCAAGAAAGAUUUUUACAAGUUGAUGUGUAACGCUAUUUUUGGAAAGACGAUGGAGAACGUAAGAAACCGUACGGAUAUUCAACUGGUCAACGAUGAAAAGGAAUGGAAUAAGUUGGCAAGGAAAUGGAAUUUUGAAAAAGCGACGAUAUUUUCGGAAGAUCUGGUAGCGGCUAGGAUGGCAAGGAAAAAUAUUUUUUUAAAUAAGCCUAUUUACGUGGGAGCCACAGUUUUAGAUCUGAGUAAGAUUCACAUGUAUAAAUUUUUCUACGAUUAUUUAAAACCUAAAUUUGGUAAAAACGUAAAGCUUAUGUAUACGGACACGGAUUCGUUCAUCUUGCACGUGAAAACCAACGACUUUUUCAAAGAUAUUUCAAACGACGUGAACGAAUGGUUUGAUACGAGUAACUUUCCGAAAUCUCAUCCAUCGAAAAUUCCAUGUGGAAAAAACAAAAAGGUUCUGGGAAAGAUGAAAUUUGAAACGGAGUCAACCCAGAUCGUUGGGAUGGUUGCACUACGUGCAAAAUUAUAUGCUUAUAAAUUAGAAGAUGGUAAGGAAGGAAAGAGGGCAAAGGGAAUUAAGAAAGCAGUGAUCAAGAGAACGAUGAACUACGACGACUUUAAAGACUGUCUUUUCACAGGAGAAAAACAGCAUCGCGAAAUGGAUGUGAUUCAAAGUUACGACCAUUAUAUUCGUACGGAGAGGAUUACAAAAGUAGCGUUAUCAUCCGACGACGAUAAGCGUCAUAUUUGUAAGGAUGGAAUUUAUACGCUAGCACAUGGACAUAAGCGUAUCAUGUAUUAGUCUUGGUAACAACUUUCAAUAAAAUUUAAGACCGUUCUUAAAUUUCUUACAAGUCAAUCUUAGUAACAACUUUCAAUAAAAUUUAAGAUUGUUCUUAAAUUUCUUACAAGUCAAUCUUGGUAACAACUUUCAAUAAAAUUUAAGAUUGAUCCGGAAGAUCUCGCGAGUAAAAUUCAAGUCAAUUUUAAGUUCGUCCUACAGUUUUCUUUCAAAUUUUUUUUUUUAUACAAUAAAUAAAAUGACAGAACCAACAGAUAUUUUAGAACAGGUAGAACCAAACGCCAGCAUUGAAACUCUGGAAAAAACCAUGAACUUACAUCGAGUUUAUGAAAAAAAAAGUAAGAUGGAAAGGACGAGUGAAUUAUGCCAGGAAAUUAUGCUUUAUUUUGGAGGAGCAGUAUUCGGGUUGAUAUUCGGGGGAUAAUAACAUUGAAAGAUAAUCAUGUAGAAAAAGAAGAAGAAGAUUCUCCAAGACAAAUUUUUAAUUUCAUACAGAUCAUCAAUCUUGAUUCACGGUCUCAACAAGAUUAG